AUCUCUCCACAAUCUUGCUUGCGACCUCAAGAAGAGGUUUGCGGCAAAGGGUGCGAUCUGCGACUUGCAGGAAGCAAUUGAGCUGCUCCGUCCAGCUUUGGUGCUACGUUCCACCGGCCAUCCUGAUCGGUCCUUAACGCUUCAUGAACUUGCUCUCUGUUUAUCAAAUAGACAUGAUGUGCAGGGGUUAGCCAAUGACUUGGAAGAAGCCAUUACGCUCGGAUGUGCAGCUCUAGAGCUCUGUCCACCCGGGAAUCCCAAUCGUGGCACAGUUCUUUACAGCCUUGCUUGCAACUUCUGGAACAAGUUUCGGAAACAGGCCGACAUGCCCGAGUGGAAUUCAGUGGUCCAUCCGUCUAGCAGGACUGAUUUAGCCUCCUCACUCCUUGAGCUCUCGCGACACCUCUGGGACAGGUUUCAGAAGCAGGCUACGAUGACUGACUUAGACAACGCUAUAUGUCUUGCAACGUAUGCUUUGGAACUCGGUUUACCUCGCGAAGAUGUUUCUGUUGGAGGAUGGGUUCAGAGGCUGGCCCAGGGUGCAAACUCGGACAAGCCGGACAUGCUUAGUCGUGCGGCAGACAACCUGUGUGUCCUUGCGAACUACCAUAGGGCCAGAUUCCAAACUCAACACACGAUUGUCGACCUGAACGAAACUAUCACAUUUUACCGUUAUGUGGCGCAAUUCCGCCCGACUGGGCAUCCUAGCCGCGCUUCGCUCCUCCACGACCUCGCACAGUGUCUAGUAGACCGGUUCCAUCAACGACCCGUAGCAGCAGAUCUGGAUGGGGCUAUUGCGCUUGAGCAAGAAGCCCUGCAACUGUUCACGCCUGGAGAUCCGGGUUACAACCUAUCGCGGUACUAUCUUAUAACCUACCUCCAAAUGAAGAUCAAGUCACGAGUUGCUAUGACGUCCUCUAACGCCUCAUCUAUUGCCCACUUCGACAUUAAGCAAGCCAUCCGUAAUGUCGCAUUCGAUAUUGAUAUUCUCAAACCCAUGCCGCCCAGGCUGCUCUACACACGUACUGACAUCUUGUGCAACCGGGAUGCGCAAAUAUCGCAUUUUAUGAGCAGUUGGCAGUCUGAUCAGCUACUGUCUUCGUGCGCAACGUGCGACCCGGCUCAGGGAAUGGAACGUAUCCGUACCGAUGUCUCGAGGUACUUUCAGUAUGCCAUGUUUUCUCACCUCUGGGGUAAAGCCGAGCCAUCAUUGCACGACAUCGAGGGUUGCUCGAUUUAUGGUAUGUCAACAGACGGGGGCUUUGGAAAGUUUCAAACGUUCUGUCUUGUUGCCUGUGAGCAAGAUUUCUUGUGGGCAUGGACUGACACCUGUUGCAUAGACAGAGACUGCAGUGCGGAGGUGCAAGAAGCGAUAGGAUCAAUGUUCACGUGGUAUCGCCGGUCCGCUCUGACCAUUGUUUGCCUUCCUGACGUUCCCGAUACCGGUUCGCUCAGGGGGAGCAAAUGGUUCGGACGCGGGUGGACGCUCCAAGAACUACUGGCUCCCAAAACCGUAUUAUUCUACACCCCAAACUGGUCACUUUAUAAGAACCUCGCAGUCUUCGAAUCAUAAAACCGACGUCACCGUACUGAAAGAGUUGGAGAUGGCAACUGAAAUCGAGUCCCGGUUCCUCACCAACUUUUCUCCGGGUAUGGAUGACGUACGUUCGAAACUGCAAUGGGCGUCACAGCGUUGUACCACCCAACUUGAAGAUAUCGUCUAUUCGCUUUUCGGCAUCUUUAAUCUUCACCUUACCCAUUCUUUAU
Messenger RNA from Pisolithus orientalis, 1767 nucleotides. RefSeq lists its product as uncharacterized. The transcript has a single exon. The record is from RefSeq and is a predicted model, not a curated record. The coding region runs from base 326 to 1573 and encodes 415 amino acids. NCBI's taxonomy places the organism in Eukaryota, Fungi, Basidiomycota, Agaricomycetes, Boletales, Pisolithaceae.